Molecule: messenger RNA, 2112 nt
Organism: Perognathus longimembris pacificus (Pacific pocket mouse)
Lineage: Eukaryota; Metazoa; Chordata; Mammalia; Rodentia; Heteromyidae
Product: semaphorin-4D-like
Exons: 20
Coding region: 1-2112 (703 amino acids)
Biological process (GO): positive regulation of GTPase activity; negative regulation of axon extension involved in axon guidance; ossification involved in bone maturation
Molecular function (GO): chemorepellent activity; semaphorin receptor binding
Source: RefSeq, a predicted model, not a curated record
AUGAAUAUGCAGAACCAGCAGAAUCACGUCUUUGGCAAGACCAGAUAUCUGGCCCUCCAGAACUUAAGAAGGUCUCAUGGUAAAGCAGCCAACCUGCCAUGGCCUAUUCUGAUCCCAUCCUCUGCUAUGAAGAUGGAGAAAAGGGUAGACUACAACAAUUCAGCCCAGGAGUGGAUCCAAAUUUCCCAAAAGGCAGUUAUCACGUUGGAGUACGCUCCCCGCCUCUCCCGCUGGCCAGGAGAGUGCUGGGGGCAAAGGACCCCGGCAAAGGCUGUAAGAAAGUACCAGUGGAUUUUGACACCCAGAAGGACCCCAUCUCGCCAGAAGGCCUCUGCUCCCGAGAGGAUGCACAGCCUUGUUGGGGGCCUCAUCACAGCCCUAGUGAUAAUGUUUCGGUCAGUGGAGGCAUAUGGACCAAUACCACGGAUCAUCUGGAAUCUUGAAGAGUUAGAUCUGGUGAAGUUUCAUGAGCCAGGUAUCUUCAACUACUCACUCUUGCUGCUGAGCAAAGACCAGGAUAUACUGUACGUGGGUGCCCGGGAGGCCAUCUUCGCAGUGAACGUACUCAACAUCUCUCAGAAGCAGAAUGAGGUAUACUGGAAAGUCUCUGAGGACAAAAAAGCAAAAUGUGCACAAAAGGGAAAGUCAAAAGAGACAGAAUGCCUUAACUACAUCCGAGUGCUGCAGCCACUCAGCACAGGCUCCCUCUACGUAUGUGGAACCAACGCCUUCCAGCCCAUCUGUGACCACCUGAACUUAACAUCCUUUAAGUUUCUGGGGAUAAAUGAAGAUGGCAAAGGAAAGUGUCCCUUUGGCCCUGCACAUAGCUGUACAUCUGUCAUGGUUGAUGGACAGCUUUAUUCGGGGACAGCAAGUAACUUUUUUGGAAACCAGUAUAUCAUCUCCCGGAUUACCCCCCAAAAUUCUCUGCGGACAGAGUAUGACACUGCCUUGCUAUAUGAGCCUAACUUCGUCUUUGCCGAUGUGAUCCAAAAAGCCCCAGGCAGUCCUGAGGGCAAGGAUGACAAGGUCUACUUCUUCUUCACUGAAGUGUCUGUGGAAUAUGAGUUUGUUUACAAGUUAAAGAUCCCCCGCGUUGCGAGAGUGUGCAAGGAGGACCAUGGUGGCUUACGGAUGUUGAAAAAUAGGUGGACUUCCUUCCUCAAAGCCAAGCUCAUCUGCUCCCGAUCUGACAUAGGCCUGGUCUUCAACAUAGUGCAAGAUGUCUUCGUGCUGCGGGCUCCAGACCUCGAGGAGCCAAUAUUCUAUGCCCUCUUCACCCUGCAGUUGGGGCUAGUGCAGCUGUCAGCUGUCUGUGCCUACACACUGUCCAGAGUAGAGGCAGUCUUUUCCCAAGGGAAGUACAUGGAAUCCAAUAUCAAGUGGGUGCCCUACAAUGGCCCAGUGCCCACACCACGGCCAGGAGCGUGCAUCGACAGUGAGGCACUUGCAACCAAGUAUACCAGCUCUUUGGAUUUACCAGAUAAUACACUGAGGUUCAUCAGAGACCACCCUUUAAUGGAUGAUGCAGUAACUCCAAUAAACAACAAACCCAAGUUCAUCAAAAAAGACAUAAGCUACACCCAGAUUGUGGUGGACAGGACCCAGGCUCUGGAUGGGAAAUUCUAUGAUGUCAUGUUUAUGAGCACAGACAGAGGCACCCUGCACAAAGCUGUGAGCCUCGAGAAUGAUGUGUACAUGAUUGAGGAGACACAGCUUUUCCAGAAUUCAGAGCCAGUCAAAACUCUGCUAUUGUCUUCAAAGAAGGGAAGCAAGUUUGUCUAUGCUGGUUCCAAUGCAGGAGUAGUCCAGGUCCCCCUGGCCUUCUGCAGGAAGUACAGCAGCUGCAAGGAUUGUGUGCUAGCGCGGGACCCCUACUGUGCUUGGAACCCAACUGAGAGGACCUGUGACAUUCUGCAUGAGAUCCAAGGCCCAAGCAGGGGUUGGAUUCAGGAUCUGAAUGACAAUGCAUCCUGGUGCCCAAGUCGAGAUUGCUUUUACCUGCAUAAGGGUCUCAUUGUGGCUGGCCAGAGGAUAAAGUGCUAUGACCAAGAUAAGCAGGCUUGGAUUCAGGCCAGAAUGCCCCAGCCUCAGCCCUCUGCCCUUCUCUGA